AUGCCUCGAAGAGGAACCGCUAAACGUAAGCGCAUUGUUGAACGAAGACGCACAACAGUAACAGCAGUUGAUUUCAAAUAUGCUAACGGUCAGACAAUGAAUGACAGUGUGGUUGCAGUGAUCGUUGGAGGUGCUGUUGAUGAGUACGAAGACGACAAAAGUGAAGCUGAAGAAUCUGACAAUGAUGAUGGUUUUCCAUCUCAGUUAGCUGAUAUUGUUUUUGGUUUUUGUAACGAUAUGGAUAGUGUCGAUGUACCAUCAAAGAAAGACUGGGCUUCGGCCUUGAUGAUUUUUAAAGCACGAUGUGGUAUUACCAACACGACAAUGAAUUUCGUAUGCAAAAUGCUUAGGUUGAAGAAUAUAUCUCCAUACUACCAAAAUGUUCCUCAUAGUUGGGAUGCAAUUAAAUAUACAUUAUCCGAUCGUAAUUUGAAUUGUGUUUAUCAAACUUAUUAUUAUUGUAAUUUAUGUGAAACAGUGGAUAAGAUGAAAUGUUCAUGUGGAAAAAAUGAUACAACAAUAUUUUAUUACUCAUCGAUUCAACGCCAAAUACAACAAAUAUUAUUAAUGCGUAAUACGUACACAAAAAUAUGUGCAGCACGUAACGACAUUGACAAUAAUUAUUCGCACACACAUUAUGCUAAAAUACUUAAAUCUUGUCCCGAUUCAUGUGCAACACUGUUAUUAAAUUCUGAUGGUGUUGAACUUCUUAAAGGAGUUGGAAUAUGGCCAUUUAUGUUAGUUUUGAAUGAAUUACCAAUAAAAGCGCGAUUUAUGUUAAAAAACAUCGUGUUACCACUAAUUUGGCCCACUGGUAAACUUCCCACGACUAAACAAAUUCAAGCAUCAGCUCGAAUUCUGGUAGCUGAAUUAGUGGAGCUCGAAGUAGGAUGUGACUAUUAUAUACCGGAAUUAGGGCGGACAACAAAAUUAUACUUAUACACAAUAGCCUCUUGUAAUGACAAACCAUCCCAAUGCAAAAUGGAAAAUGUGAAAUCCUAUAUGGCUGAAUAUGGCUGUGGUGUUUGUUAUACAAGGGGUGAUCUGUUUCAUUUUAAUAAAUUGACACAAUAUAGUUUAUUCAAAAUUCGCCAGAAAGUAUUAAAACGUCAACCACCAUUACGUGUCUAUCCAUACGAACAAACACCUACUUUACGUACCAAUCAAACGCAUGAUGAAAUUCUCGCUAAAAUGAGAAAAGAAAAUUUGACCGAUGAAAAAGGACAUUUAGGUAAAGUAGAGUUGUAA
Molecule: messenger RNA, 1248 nt
Organism: Didymodactylos carnosus
Lineage: Eukaryota; Metazoa; Rotifera; Eurotatoria; Philodinida; Philodinidae
Source: the annotation of a GenBank genome assembly